GUGAAGGGUUUUGAAGGGAAGGCGCUUGCACUUGGAUCCAGGAGUGGCCGCAAAGGCAGUUCAGGGGCUCAAGGAGGGGUCUCAAGGGGAUCAGACUGAGGAGAGUGGAACAUGAUUACACUACAUGGGUGGGAAAACCUGUGACCCCUGCAGAUGUUGUUGGACUCCAACUCCUAUCAGCCAGCAUGGCCAAUAGGCGCAGGAAUGAUGGGAAUUGCCACAGGUCUCCCGCCCCGCCCAUAUCAUAUUGGCUAUAGUCGACCAUCACUUCCAGAAAAGGGAGGGCCAGUAAAACAAUGGAUGGAUGGAACCGCCCAAGGAAAUGAAGAGCUCUUCAUCCUUGCAAGUCUUUGAGGCCCGAGUCUACAGUCCGGGGUCUGCUGGGAUGCUUUUAUGCAAGGAGAUUCUAUAUUUCUAGGAUUUCACAGUUGCCCUUUCAAGAAAAAGAGGAGGCAGAAAACUUGGGGCGGGGAGGGCACAAAGCAAAGCAGGGUGGACGCGCUUCCUCCAGACCUCUCGAUCGUGCUUGUGCAACAACCCCGUUUCUUGUCCACGCCUGGCAUACUUCAAAAACUUACCCGAGGGAGGACGAGAGCCCUGCUCCUCAAACUACCCCCAGCAGAGGGCGCUCUCCUCCAGCUUGGCUGAGCAUUAGCCGGCAAUUUCACGCUUUGGGAAAGGAGGCGUCUGCAGAGAACUUCUUAGGCUGGGAGCCAACAAGAGCGCUUAUGAAUUACAUCACGGGCUCAUGUGUGUAGCCGCGCAAAUAAAUGCAGCAGCGACCAGGUACCCGGGCAAUAAGAAAAAAAGCGAGAGGAAGGGAAAGAGUUGAGAGGAAGGGAGGGAGGAGGGAAGCGAAAGGAGCGAGCGUGGAGAACCCAGCCGGGAGAGACACACAUGGAGCGACGGGGCGCCUUGCAAGGUUGCAGAACCCUCCUGCCUCUGGGACUGAACUCCUGCUCGGGGGGCAUGCUCUAAAAGCUGCCACCCACCCGGCCGAAUUUCCAAAGCCCUCUCGUAACUUAGCAGAGGCAGGGGUGAAGAAGAAGAAGGGGGAGGAAUGGCCAACCUCGUGGAAAGCAGGGCUGGAAUCCACUAAGACAAGCCCUCGUUUGCUGGCUGCAGGGAGGCAAAGGGGGAGGAAAAAAACAAGCGAACCUCUCUCCCCCCCCCAUCCUCUUAAGCCACGCUCGAGCCGCGGCGCGUUUGCAGCGGAGCGCAGACACACAGACGCUCGCCCCUUGGCCUCGCUUGGUGUGGAUGGCUCGACGUUGACGGGGCAGAGGCUGAAGGAACCGCUCACGGCAGGACUUUGCUAUAGCGGAGGGAUCGCACAACCCUCUCCUCUCCACCCCCCUCCCCGUUCUUCUCGUCGUUUUUUUUUUUUUUUUUUUUGAAACGGAGAGAGGUGCCUGAAGAGAGCUAGUCGGUGGUUUCCAUAGCGAUGGAGCAGAAAGGGCAGGAAAUUUAAAGGCGCUGGAUCCUCGCGAAGCAGACAAACUGGUGCCAACGUGCGCGGCGGCGGCGGCUUUUGCAGGCUUGCAAAGAGAAACGGGAGCUGGAGGAGAAGUUUGCAGAAGCUUCGGUUGAGUGACACGGACACCCACAAAACCCGGAGCCAGAGGAACAAUUGCGCUGAGCCAAAGGAGACUUCAGAUCUCCGCCCGAGGGUUUGGUUUGGGUUUUGUGGUGGGUUUUUUUUCCCGUAUACUCAUCCGAGGCUUUUGCGCGCAGUGAGGCAGCGAAUUGCACCGGGGGACUUAGAGUGGCGCAUCUCGAAGGCGAUCCCUUUUCCCAGCGACGCCUGGCUUGGAUACCCCACCAUCAUUUCCCUCCCUUCCAUCCCAGAGGUGCCCAGCUUCCCCCAUGCGUUUUCUCGGCCUGGCUCCGCGGUGAACCCUCUUCCCCGCUCCCCUCCCCGCGAUUUCUCGCUCUCUCCCUCCGAGGAUGGAUCAUUCCCAGUGGGUUGUGACUAUUUACGCGUCGGUGGUUCUCCUGGGGAUCCGGCUGGAGCAAGGCGCUUGCCAGCACUAUCUCCACAUCCGCCCGGCCCCUAGCGACAAUUUGCCCCUGGUGGAUCUAAUCGAGCACCCGGAUCCUGUCUUUGACCCCAAGGAGAAGGACUUGAACGACACGCUGCUGCGGACCCUCCUGGGCACCCAUUUCGACCCGAACUUCAUGGCGGUCUCUUUGCCCGAGGAUCGCCUGGGCGGGGACGACCUGGCCGAGCUGGACCUGCUGCUGCGGCAGAGGCCGUCCGGGGCGAUGCCCAGCGAAAUCAAAAGCCUGGAGUUUUACGAUGGGGGCCUCCCGGCGAGCAAGAAGCACCGGCUGAGCAAGAAGCUGCGCCGGAAGCUGCAGCUCUGGCUGUGGUCUCAGGCCUUCUGCCCGGUGCUCUACGCGUGGAACGACCUCGGCGGCCGCUUUUGGCCGCGGUACGUGAAAGCGGGCAGCUGCUUCAGCAAGAGGUCUUGCUCCGUCCCGGAAGGCAUGGUUUGCAAGCCGGCCAAGUCAGUGCAUCUGACCAUCUUGCGGUGGAGGUGCCAGCGUCGCGGUGGUCAGCGCUGCGCGUGGAUCCCCAUCCAGUACCCCAUCAUUUCCGAGUGUAAAUGCUCCUGCUAGGGACGGGAGGAGAGAGGGGGGCGAGGGAGCCAUGCGCUGCGCUUCAGUACCCUCGCGCCGCAAAGGAGCGUCUCCCCCCUCUCCUCUCCGUCGGGCUCUUCCUCACCCACCCCUUUCCAAAAAUAAAGCGGACUCCGGUGGACUUUGAUACGCUCAAAAUUACGGACAACGUCGGCCUCCUGGUUCAGCACGUUGCGCUGCACUGUUAACGUGUGGGAGGCUGUAGCUUUGGUAUGCCUGCGAGUGCGCGUGCGCGUGUUGCGAGGUGACAGAAGUGCGCGUCUGUGCGGAUGGCUAAUAGAGACCCCCAUUUGAAACCUCCUGUUCCAGAGAUCAGUGUCACAACGUGGAAUCGCCCUUCUCUACUGUAUUUGAAAGAGUACUCGCCUCGAUCGCCGUGUUAAGGUUAUCUUUUUUUCCCCACCCACCCCCUUUAAUUUAUAUUCCAGAAAGAAGCAUUCGGGGAAUUUCAAAACACACGCCCCCCCAAAAGUUUUUUUUUUUUUUAAGAAACGUGAACUUUUGGUAAGAAAAAAAAACAUUAUAGAUAUAUAUAUAUAAAUAUAUAAAAAGUAUUUUCCAUUCUUCGGAAAAUGUAUGAGUGCGUUGUGUGUGGAUUUUUUUUAUGGACUUCCAGGUACUGUUAUAAUAAAAGCUUAGGACACAUGUUACUGUAUAUAGUGAAUUUUUGUUGUUGGAAUGUCUUUAACCCUCUGUAAAUGGAAGAGAGUCUGCUAUUUAUUCUUUAUAUUCAUUCUCUUGUAGUUAAAAGUUCAGUUCAGAAUUAAAAUCAACCACUAAAACACCUGCCCUGUGGAUUCUCUGUGGUGGGGGGGCUCAAGGUCAGAUUGUGUUGCUGGUGAGGCCUUGAAGUGAUCUUGCUGUUUGUUUUAUUAUAUAUAAAACCCUGCCUUUUUCUCCCAGGAGCUCAGGGUGGCAUAUAUGCUUCUCUACCUCCGCACUUCACUCUCACAACAACCCUGUGAGGUAGGCUAGGCAGACAGAAGGUGACUGGCCUGAGGCCACCCUAGGAGGUUCGUGGCUGACUGGAGAGUUGAACCCGGCCUUACUCUAAUCUCUACACCACACUGGCUGUCUUUAAUCACCUUCCUCUCAUGUU
Molecule: messenger RNA, 3742 nt
Organism: Rhineura floridana
Lineage: Eukaryota; Metazoa; Chordata; Lepidosauria; Squamata; Rhineuridae
Gene: NOG
Product: noggin
Exons: 1
Coding region: 1948-2622 (224 amino acids)
Biological process (GO): dorsal/ventral pattern formation; osteoblast differentiation; negative regulation of cell differentiation
Source: RefSeq, a predicted model, not a curated record